AUGGGAGACGCAGCACGUGGCGUCCUUCUCUUCGCGUCACUUCUGUCCGUCCUGUUAGGCUUGAGGUCCGUUUUGAAGGCUCGUCUCGCGCAGCACGAGCCGCCGCCUUCGGAUCGGUUGGAAGACGAGAAGCCAACCCUUCGGAGACCGACAAAGCGCGUGGCGAGGCCAUUGGUGAGCCCACAAAGGUUGAACAAAUCAAAAGUGUGGUCGACGUUGUGCGGAGGGCAUCCGUGUUUGGUAUUGAGGCACAUGAGCAAGACGGGUGGUACAUUCGCCCAGGCCUUAUUGGAGCAAGUGGUAGAUAAACCCUUCCUUCGCAUCAUCCGUGACACAGACGCGCUGACGCCCAAGUUGCGCAGUGGGAACUUCGUCUUGGGGACGAUGCGAAACCCCUGCGACUUGCAGGUAAGCUUAGCUCACUUCGCGCCUUCGAAAGCCUUCAUGGGUGAGUGGCGGACCAUGGGCCCGCCCAUACGACCGAAGAAGGAGCAAUGCGAUCGGGGCCUGGAGAGCGGAAUCUUCGAGAGCUGGGUCUUGAACUCCCGUCGCAAGACGAAGGCUGGGCCGGUGGGCAUUCAGAGUGUGCGAUUCUGGCUCAUGUAUUUGGCAUCGCACAAGUGCCUGCCAAUUGUCCGAGAAUAUGCAGCUAAAGGCCCAAAGAACAGAGAGAGCACCCGGUGGCAGUACUCACGAGCGAGCAGGGAAGCAAACUGCACAGAAGCGCACCUGCAUUCGAGCUUGAAGUCUUUUCGGCCGACCGAGGUUGCAGACUGCUGGAUGUUCACCGAAACCUAUUGGGAAGAUCUAGAGCGGUGUCUGCGGGACUACGGCAGCCUCUCUGAAAUACUGGCAUCUUCCAUUUCCUGGGAAAGGUUCUAUGCGAUUCGUGCGAACACUUCCUUGGCUCUCAGUCUGGACGACCGCCAUUCUCCGGAGAGGAAGUCUCGUCAAACAGGCUGCAGUGCGUACUUUCAGAAGGAAGAUUUCCGAAAGCUGGAGAUGGAUGCAGAUGUGCACCUCUUCUCGCGCUUUGGAUACCAAUGCUGCGGCGCAAGGCAGCCGCGAAACCACCGCUGA
This is a messenger RNA of Symbiodinium necroappetens, 1080 nucleotides long. NCBI's taxonomy places the organism in Eukaryota, Dinophyceae, Suessiales, Symbiodiniaceae. The record is from the annotation of a GenBank genome assembly.